Molecule: messenger RNA, 4984 nt
Organism: Pygocentrus nattereri (red-bellied piranha)
Lineage: Eukaryota; Metazoa; Chordata; Actinopteri; Characiformes; Serrasalmidae
Gene: trappc9
Product: trafficking protein particle complex 9
Exons: 22
Coding region: 121-3525 (1134 amino acids)
Cellular component (GO): trans-Golgi network
Source: RefSeq, a predicted model, not a curated record
CGAGCCGGCAGGGGGCAGAAACGGUGAAAGCAGGCGAAGAGGAGGGACCGCGUCACCCAGCGAAGAGACCUGCUCAGUGUUUUGAAGUGAAGCUAAUCUCCAGAGUUGCUGUGUGCAGUCAUGAGUGUCCCGGACUACAUGCAGUGUGCGGAAGACCACCAGACGGUGCUGGUGGUCGUGCAGCCGGUGGGCAUUGUCCCUGAGGACCAGUUUUUCCGAAUUUACAAGCGGAUCUCCAGCGUGAAUCAGGUGAAUGUGCGCGACACCCAGCGGGCGCUCUUCAUCCGCUACCGCCACCACUACCCGCCCGAGAACAACGAGUGGGGCGACUUCCAGACACACCGUAAGGUCGUGGGCUUGAUCUCGGUGACCAGCUGCAGCUCGGCCAAGGAGUGGCCGCAGACGGCCGAGCGUUUCCACGGCCAGAAGGAGCUUUUUGGUUCCACGCUGUACGACUCGCGCCUGUUGGUGUUCGGCCUGCAGGGGGAUAUAGCGGAGCAGCAGCGCACGGACGUGGCCUUCUACCCCAGCUAUGACAACUGCCCCGAUGUGGAGAAGAGGGUGGAGGACUUUGUCGAGUCCAUCUUCAUCGUGCUGGAGUCUAAGCGACUGGACCGGGCCACUGACAAAUCCGGAGAUAAAAUCCCGCUCCUCUGCGUGCCCUUCGAGAAAAAGGACUUUGUCGGGCUGGACACUGACAGCAGGCACUAUAAGAAGCGCUGCCAGGGCCGCAUGAGGAAGCACGUUGGAGACCUGUGUUUGCAGGCAGGCAUGCUGCAGGAUGCCCUGGUCCACUACCACAUGGCUGUGGAGCUUCUCCGCUCCGUUAAUGACUUCCUAUGGUUGGGGGCUGCGCUGGAGGGUCUCUGCUCUGCCUCAGUGAUAUUCCACUACCCAGGAGGCACGGCGGGAAAGAGCGGCGCACGCAAGCCCAGCAUCUCCGCGGCAACAGAUACGGGAAAGAGACAUCGGCCAGGUGCUCUGACCACCAGCGGGAUCAGUGCGGACACUAGCAGUGAGAUCGGUCGAGCUAAGAACUGCCUGAGUCAGGAGGACAUCAUUGAGAAGUACAAAGAGGCCAUCUCAUACUACGGAAAGUAUAAAAACGCUGGGGUGAUUGAGUUGGAGGCAUGUGUUAAAGCAGUCAGAGUCCUGGCCAUUCAGAAGAGAGCCAUGGAGGCUUCAGAGUUCCUGCAGAACGCUGUCUACAUCAACUUGGGUCAGCUGUCUGAAGAGGAGAAGAUCCAGCGCUACAGCGUUCUCUCGGAGCUGUACGAGCUGAUUGGCUUUCACCGUAAAUCUGCAUUCUUUAAGCGCGUGGCUGCCAUGCAGUGUGUGGCCCCCACCAUCCCUGACCCGGGCUGGAAGGCCUGUUAUAGACUGCUGCUGGAAACGCUGCCUGGGUACAGCCUUUCCCUCGACCCCAAAGACUUCAGCAAAGGUACUCAUCGUGGCUGGGCUGCUGUACAAAUGCGGUUGCUUCAUGAGCUGGUUUACGCAUCUCGCCGCAUGGGGAACCCGGGCCUCUCCGUCCGCCACCUGUCCUUCCUGCUGCAGACCAUGCUGGACUUCCUGUCUGAUCAAGAAAAGAAGGAGGUCACACAGAGUCUGGAGAACUACACAUCCAAAUGUCCUGGAGGAAUGAACAUCAUCACUCUUCCAGAUGGACUCAAACUGCCCCCGGUGCCCUUCACUAAACUGCCCAUUGUCAAGUCCGUGUCUCUGUUGAAUCUGCCGGCGAGUCUUCGUCCUCAUAAGGUGAAGGGUCUCCCUGGUCAGGGCGUGACAUCGGCGAGCCCCUUCAUCUACUCCCCCAUCACCUUGCACAGCAGAGGAGACGACCGCACCAAGAAGAUCGAUUUUCAGUGGGUGCAGGGGGAUGUCUGUGAAGUGCAGCUGAUGGUGUAUAACCCCAUGCCCUUUGAACUUCGUGUUGAGAACAUGGGACUGUUGAUGUCUGGUGUGGAGUUUGAAUCUCUCCCUGCUGCUCUCUCUCUUCCGGCUGAGUCUGGCCUCUACCCCGUUACUCUGGUGGGAGUCCCACGCACUGCAGGCAACAUCACAGUCAAUGGGUACCACACGUCUGUGUUUGGAGUAAGCAGUGACUGCCUGCUGGACAGUCUGGUUGGAGUGAAGUCCAGUGGCUGCACGGUGGAGGUAGUGCCGUCUCUACCGCGACUGCAACUGAGCACAUCAUUACCACGGUCUGCACGUUUAUGUGGUGAGGAUCUGUCCAGCAGUGUGUGUCUGCAGCUCUUCAAUGGAGAAACUCAGCAGCUCGUCAUCACUCUGGAGAACAUUGGCUCAGAAACUCUGAAUACACUGGAGAUGUCGUCUAAAACACUCACUACCAAAGAGAAGUUAUUCGGGGAUUUUUUGAGCUGGGACCUGCAGGAUGCUCUCUCCCGUCUCCCUCUGAAACCUGGCCAGGCGGUCACUGUCCCCGUCGACAUCCAUGCCAAACUGGACUUCUCUGGCCAGGAGAACCUGCUGCAGGACCUUAAUGAUGAUGGCAUCAGCGUGACUGGAUUACCCAUCUCCAGCCCUCUGAGGCAGGUGCUGAAACCCCGCCCUGAAAAUAAACAAGUCAACGCAGACACCAGCAAGAGUGAAUACAAUCAUGUGAAGACCCUGGAGGCGGUGUUGAACUUUAGGUACAGUGGUGGUCUGGGGCAGGUGGAGGGUUACUACAGAGAGAUCAGUCUGGGGGUGAAGGUGGAUGUGGAGCCCUCAGUGUUCUUCACCAGAGUCAGCACACUGCCUGCAUCCAGUACCCGUCAGUGCCAUUUGCUGUUGGAUGUGUUUAACCCCACUGAGCAUGAGCUCACUCUGACUGCCAGAAACCAGCAGCUCAUUCUGCACUCCAGCGAAUGCCAGAGGAUGGCCAUUCAGGUGGACAAGUUUGACUUUGAGAGCCUGCCGAUGCCGUCCCACGAUGUGUUGCGUCAGAGCAGUUUAUAUCAGCAGGAGGAAGAGAGGCAGCAGGCACAUGGUGGACAGAUCAACAGCACACUGGACCUGCGCUGGAACAUCCCAUCUCUGAAGCGUCAGGGUGAGGCCAGUGUGGAGGGAGUGCUCACGCAGCUCGUACUGGAGCACAUGCAGCUGGCGCCACUGCAGUGGGAUGUGCUGGUGAAUGGUAAAGCUUGUGAUUCUGAUGUGGUUGCCGACUGUAAGGUCGGUGAUGCCGUGCCAUUGGAGGUGAAGCUGACCAAUCGCAGUAAAAGUCCUGUUGGUCCGUUCUCUCUGACAGUCGUUCCCUUCCAAGAUUAUCAGAAUGGAGUCCAAAAUUCGGAGCUGCAGGACGUCGUCACCUUUAUUGGCUCCAACUCCUUCUACAUCGACUCGGUCAGUCCGGCGGGAAACUCCACCUGUGUGGGUGCACUGCUCUUCCUCUACACAGGUGACUUCUACCUGAGCAUUAAGUUCCAGGACGACAGCGUAGGCCGUGACCUCCCGCCCGCCUCGUUCUGUCUGCCCAGCGUCCACGUCAGAGCUCAAGAGCCAGUCGAGGUGGCAGCCUGAGGCUGUGACCUUUGAUUUUGAGACCUCCUGACCUCUGGCUGAGCCAACAGACUCACUUUUUGAAGAAGUUAUCUACUGUAAUUAUGGACCACUCCACAUCUGCUGUAAUGUGGAGCUGUUUCAUUCAUUCAUUCCCCGAGGACCACUGUUUUAAAGGCCAUCAAAUGAGCACCACAAAAGAGCACCAUAUGUCAUCUCACUGACCGGUCACUAUCACCUAUGCCCUCUCUCUAGUCCAGCAUGAAGGAUAAGCCAGUUUUGACUGUUUUAGAACAUCCAGAGCUUUACGACACUGCAGUCUUUGUGUGAGAACAGAGUGCUCUUUUAAUUAAUCUCUAUCUCAAAAUGCUCUCAUGCUUAUAAAAGAUGAAUAGCCUGUUAAUCAAAGACGUUAACCCGCCCCCUAAGAAGCCAUUUAUUUAUUUAUUUUCAUUCGAAAUCGUCCUUCACGUAGUGUAAGCAUUUUCAAAAUUCAUUACUAAAAUCUCUUUACAUUAACUUUUCCAUCCACUCCAAACUGUCUAGUUCUGUUUCAUCCAAACAAAAUCCCCCCAUAAAUGCAAAUCAUGACAAAAUUUCUUAAUAUCUAACAUUAUUUUCUAUAUACAGUAAUAGAGAAGCUUUUUUUGGUGAAAUUUCUUACAUUACCAAAGUAAAAUGUAGGCAUUUUACAAAAUGCAUAUUGUCAGAACAAAACCUCCAAUCUCCAAACUGGUAACCUUACAGAAGAAAGAAGAGAUGAUCUUAACUUAUAGUAAAAGUUCAUGUAAAACAUUUUGUUCCCCCCCAGUAAUUUUGGAUAAUUUCUGUUGCUUUUCAUUAUAAUAUUCUCACACGAUAAGGCCAGCUGGAAAUUUCAAAUAAUGCAAAAAAAAAAAGAUACAAAGGCACGUUGAGCACUUGUUGGCUACCUGAAAGCCACCCCAGCAUUUAUAUUUGAAGCAUUUACACAGAAACAAAAUUUGCGUUGAGGUUGUCUGCAUAGCGCUUUAAAUCAGCUGUGAAAAAUCAGGAAACCGAAAAUUCCCUGGAAACUUUAUAAAUUAUAAUGAAAUAAAAACAAACACUGCUUAAUAAUAAUGCAGCAAGGUUAAGUAACGGUUUACCUGCACAGCAUUCUGUGUAGAAUUGAUUUCAAAUGUGAUGAGUUGAAGGUGUGGACAGGGCUUUCAUAGCUAAGGAAGAGCAUGCGUGUAAAUAAGGCGUGCUCAUCAUAUUUAUGUCAUUAGGUCAGUAUGUGGCUUCAUCUCCUUCAGUUGAAAGAACUGCAUUUUUCAUUUUUUACUACAUUUGAUUCACCUCUUUUCUCCAGAUCUUUUUUUUUUUGGAUUAUUCACCAGAUCCACUGAUGAGGAGUCUCAUUUUGUCCUCUUAGACUGUGUCUGUUGGUGGAGUGUAACAUAUUUGAUCACUUUGUGACGCUUCAGUCAUAAAUCAUAAACAUAGUGUUACUGAAAAA